Messenger RNA from Lingula anatina, 1661 nucleotides. RefSeq names its product enoyl-CoA delta isomerase 1, mitochondrial. The record is from RefSeq and is a predicted model, not a curated record. Lineage: Eukaryota; Metazoa; Brachiopoda; Lingulata; Lingulida; Lingulidae. Gene Ontology annotation, molecular function: catalytic activity. Gene Ontology annotation, biological process: fatty acid beta-oxidation. Gene Ontology annotation, cellular component: mitochondrion.
UACAGUCAUUUCAAAUUGAAUGGUACUUUGCUAAAGCCACUAUGAACAAUGUUCAUCUUUAAAAUCAACUGUAUUUUAUGUGUGUGGACGCGUAAGUAUGUGAGCAAAAGGCUUUUCUUGAGUGCACUCUUUUCCGUCUUUACUAACUAAAGAAGCUAAAGGAGCAAAGGAGAGCAAAGGUCAGAUUCCUAGCGCCUGUUGUACUCAGAGAAGGCCCAGGUAAAUAGAAAGUAUGGCAGCUCUAAGAACAUUGAGGUUUCCUUCCUGCCUAGCUUUUUGCAGAAAACAUGUGAACUCUAUCACAGGAAGAAGUUUUGCAAAGUGUCAGGCAAGGUUUUUAUCCAGUGUGACAGAAAGAGAUGGACUCCAAGUAUCUCAUAACUCAAACACAGGUGUUGUAACUCUUUCCAUGAAUAAACCUCCAGUCAACAGCCUGAACUUGGAGUUUUUGCAAUCUAUGCAUAAAACAUUGGGUGAAAUUCAGGAUGAUCAAGAUUGCAGAGCAGUUAUAUUAACAUCUGGACUCACUAAUAUCUUUUGUGCAGGGCUUGACAUAACAGAGAUGUACCAGCCCGAUGAUAAGAGACUUAGAGAAUUCUGGACAAGUUUACAAGACAUGUGGAUAAGACUGUAUAGCUUUCCCAAAACAACUAUGGCUGCCAUAACAGGACACAGUCCAGCUGGAGGAGCUCUUUUGGCAAUGAGUUGUGAUUAUAGAGUCAUGGCUGAAAAUUUUACAAUAGGACUUAAUGAAACAAAGCUGGGAAUUGUUGCACCAACCUGGUUUAUUGAUUUGUAUGUGGGUAUACUGGGCCAAAGACUGUCAGAGCUAGCAUUACAGACAGGGAAACUUUUCACAUCAGAAGAAGCUUUGAAAGUUGGACUUGUGGACCAAGUAGUACCUCUAAAUGAUGUUAUUCCAACUGUGGAGAAAGAGCUCUCAGAGUGGAAGAUACCAGCUCUUGCUAGAGGAAUGACCAAAGAUGUUUUGAGAAGAAUAUACUGGAGAAAACUACAAGAAACUCAAGAUGUUGAUACAGAAUCAUUUGUGUUUCUGAUAAAACAAGAGAAAGUACAACAGACUUUGGGACUUUAUUUGCAGAGUUUGAAAAAUAAGAAAAAAUGAGUACAAAACUGUCUGGACUUUUUUCAGUAUCACAUUUCUGUCUGGACAUUUUUCAGUAGUUCAGAUGUGGCAUUUAAAUUGACUACUCUCUGCCAGAGGCAAACCACUUACUGCAUGUCAUGCCAAAAUGCUUGUUACAUUAUCUCUCUUCACUUGUCUGUCUUCCACAUGGUUACUGUAGGAAGGGUUUCCAAAACUGUGCGCAGGUCAUAUUCCAGUGUAGCAAGGUAUGGCCAGGAAUGAAGGUCAGAUCCAUUGCAGAUUUGACUGCUAUCUGAGGGACUUACCAUGGACUUGCCAAUUGCCACUGCCUCAGUAGAUAUGAAAACAGUGACCAACUUGUAAUAAACACUUGGAUUUCAUCACAGGAUUACAGUACACAAAGCUCACAUAACUAUCCAGAGAAAUAACAGUAAAUAUUAAUUGAAAAUUCAAUGUGGCCCUGGUAGCAGGUAUAUUGUGACUGAUGUGAAAAUUCAACACAUCCCGCAUUAACUGUAUAAGUACUUUGAAAAAAUAAAAAAAUUUAACACAC